AUGCACGGCCUUGUUGCAGCUCAUACUUUGGUGUAUGCCUCGGCUGUUUCGGUGUGGGAAAUCUAUGGCAGCCUUCAGGUUCUCACGAUUAUAAAUACAUAUUUGCCAGAUGUGGUUGGAAGAGCAAAAGUCCUUAAAGGUGAUGGACAUGUUGGCACAAUUCUGAACAUUACAUAUCCACCAGGAACUCCUGGAGUUGGUUAUAUGCAUGAAGAAAUUAUAGAGGUUAAUAAUAAAACACGCGUGAAAGAAACGAAAACCAUUAAAGGAGGAUUUAUAGCAUUGGGCUUCAAGCGUUAUGUACUUUAUUGGUUUAUGACCAGAUCUCAAAACCCAGAAUUAUUGGAUUUUGACCCAGAAAUUGAGAGAACCUUUAGAAGACGUAAAAGAGAGAGACGAGUAAGACAAAAAGUUGCCAUGGAAGAGAACAUCGACAAUCAUGUAGUGAGGCCCGCUGUGGGUGCUAACAAUUUUGAGAUUAAACCUUCUAUUGUUCAGAUGGUGCAACAAAACCAAUUUGGAGGGUUAGAAAAUGAAGAUCCACAUGUCCACUUGUCACGUUUCUCUCAGAUAUGUGACACCUUCAAAAUGAAUGGGGUUUCUGAAGAUGCAAUCAAAUUGAGGCUAUUUCCAUUUUCUUUGAAGGAUAGGGCAACAUCUUGGUUGGAUUCUAGGGCACCUGGUGCAUUCACUACUUGGCAAGCACUUUCUGAAGCUUUCCUUGCAAAAUAUUUUCCUCCUGGUAAAACGGUUAAAUUGAGAAAUGAGAUUGCCACUUUUUGCCAAAGGGAUGAUGAGUCUUUAUAUGAAGCUUGGGAAAGGUUCAAAGAUCUACAGAGACAAUGUCCCCAUCAUGGUUUGCCUGACUGGCUAGUUGUUCAAACUUUCUAUAAUGGUCUUUCUCACUCGUUGAAAAGUAUUUUGGAUGCAGCUGCUAAUGGGUCAUUAAUGGGUAAAACAUCUGACAUGGCUUUGCACUUGAUUGAAGAAAUGGCUUCCAACAGUUGUCGAUGGCCUAAUGAUAGAGCUAGUCAAAGAAGACAUUUGGGAGUACAUGAAGUGGAUGGAAUUACUAUGGUGAAUGCUAAGUUGGAUGCAUUAACAAAGAAAUUGGAGAGAUUAGAUAUGAAGGUUGUAAGAACUUCUAGUUGUGAGAAUUGUGGAGGAGAUCAUGCGAGCUUUGAAUGCCAAAUGGGUACCCACUAUGCACAUGAGCCUACAAAUGAGCAAGUGAAUUUUCUCAAUUACAACCAAAGGGGACAGGGUAAUCCUUACUCAAAUACAUAUAACCCAGGUUGGAGGAACCACCCAAACUGUGCAUGGUCAAACCAAGCCAAUACUUCUAACCCAAACCAGAAUUUUAAGCAGCCACCUCUAGGAUUCCAAGCUAGAAACACUAACCCCCAACCUUUACACCAUCCUCAGCCUCCUCAAGAGCAAAAAUCAAAUCUGGAAUUGAUGAUGGAGAAUUUCAUUCUUGCCCAAAAACAAAAAGGCGAUGCUCAAGAUGAAGCGAUUAGACAACUUACUGCUAAGGUGGAUCAAUUGGCCACACAUAAUAAGAUGCUUGAAGUACAAUUGGGCCAACAAGCAAGUACUUCCAAUUCUAGGGAAAUGGGAAAGCUACCUAGCCAACCUCAAAAUCCAAGGGAGCAUUGUAAGGCAAUUGUCACCAGGAGUGGUAAAGAAUUAGCUGAACCUAUAGGCAAGGUUGAAAAUGAGCUUGAUGAGCAAAAGGAUGUUGAAAAGUCUAGUGAAGAAGAUACAUUGAAGAAAAAGGUUGAGGUAAAUAUCCAAGAAGCCCCUGAAAAGCAAGUUCCACCCAAAACAUAUUCAACACCUUUGCCUUUCCCUCAAAGGUUCCAAAAGGCAAAGCUUGAUCAACAGUUUGGAAAGUUUUUGGAUGUUUUCAAGCAAAUACAUCUCAAUGUUCCUUUUAUGGAGGCUAUAACUCAAAUGCCAGCGUAUGCCAAGUUUCUCAAAGAUAUCCUCUCAAAUAAAAGGAAACUUGAAGAAUUUGAAACGGUGGCUCUCUCAGAGGAAUGCAGUGCUAUUUUACAAAAUAAGCUGCCACCAAAGCUUAAGGAUCCAGGGAGUUUUUCUAUCCCCUGUGUAGUUGGUAAAGAAUCUUUCGAAAAAGCUUUAUGUGAUCUUGGUGUAAGUAUAAGUCUAAUGCCUUUAUCUAUUUGUAGGAGAUUGGAGCUUGGAGAAUUAAAACCUACAACAGUGACCCUGCAAUUGGCGGAUAGAUCCAUAAAACCAUUCUUAGCCACAGCAGGAGCAAUCAUUGACGUUAAAAAUGGAAAACUCACUUUUGAGAUUGGAGAUGAAAAAGUAGAGUUUAAUGUUUUUCAAAUGUCAAAGCAACCUAAUAUUGUGAAUUCUUGUAAUAGGGUUGACAUUAUUGAUGAUUGCGUGAAAGAAGUCUUUAUCAAGAAAUACCCUGAGGAUCCACUCGAGUCAUGCAUUAUUCACGGAGCUUCAGUCAAAGAUGAAAAUAUGGAAAUUGCAGCUUAUGCUCAGCUUAUGGAAGCAAAUCCUAAGGUUGCUCCCAUUCUGAAUUUCAAGUAUGAAGAACUCGAGACAGGUAACCAUUCUCUUCUUUCUCUUAAAGCAGAAGAUGCACCUAAGGUAGAUCUUAAACCACUUCCUGCUAAUUUGAGGUAUGCUUUUCUUGGCCCUAAUUAUACUUAUCCUGUGAUUAUAAAUGCUGAAUUAAAUGAUGAACAAGAAGAUAAGUUGCUUAGGGAACUUAGAGCAUAUAGAAGAAUCAUUGGCUAUAACAUUCAUGAUAUCAAGGGAAUAAGCCCUACCAUUUGCAUGCAUCGUAUCCAUAUGCUUGAUGAUUUCAAACCUACCAUUGAACAUCAAAGAAAAUUGAAUCCUAUCAUGAAAGAGGUAGUGAGAAAUGAAGUCAUUAAAUUGUUGGAUGCAGGGAUUAUCUAUCCCAUUUCUGAUAGCUCAUGGGUAAGUCCAGUACAUGUGGUACCAAAGAAAGGGGGUAUGACUGUUGUCAAGAAUGAGAAUAGUGAUUUAAUACCAACUAGGACAGUCACAGGGUGGAGGAUGUGUAUUGAUUAUAGAAAGCUUAAUAGUGCCACCCGUAAGGAUCACUUUCCCCUUCCUUUUAUUGAUCAAGUUUUGGAGAGACUAGCAAACUAUUCUUAUUUUUGCUACCUAGAUGGGUAUUCGGGAUUCUUUCAAAUCCCCAUUCACCCAGAAGACCAGGAAAAGACCACCUUCACAUGCCCUUAUGGCACAUUUGCCUAUAGGCAUAUGCCUUUUGGUCUUUGCAAUGCACCAGCUACCUUUCAAAGAUGUAUGAUGUCUAUAUUUUCUGAUUUUGUUGAGCGAAUUAUGGAAGUGUUUAUGGAUGAUUUUUCUGUGUAUGGAACAUCCUUUGAUGAUUGUUUGCUUAACUUAUCUAAGGUUUUGCAGAGGUGCGAAGAAGUAGAUAAAGCAAAAGUUGAAGUAAUUGAGAAGAUGCCCCCACCAACAUCAGUAAAAGGAGUUCGAAGUUUUCUUGGCCAUGCUGGGUUUUAUAGGCGUUUCAUUCAAGAUUUUUCUAAAAUUGCUAAACCUUUGUCAAAUUUACUUGCUAAAGAUAUUCCUUUUAACUUUGACCAACAUUGUCUUGAUUCUUUUUGCAGGUUAAAGGAAGCAUUGAUUUCAGCUCCCAUUAUGCAACCACCAGACUGGAGUUUACCUUUUGAAGUAAUGUGUGAUGCUAGUGAUUUCGCUGUAGGGGCAGUUUUGGGGCAAAAGAAAGAAAAAAAGGUUUAUGCAAUUUACUAUGCCAGUCACACUUUGAAUGAAGCACAAGUCAAUUAUGCCACCACUGAGAAAGAACUUCUUGCAGUUGUGUUUGCUUUUGAUAAGUUCAGGUCUUAUUUAGUGGGGUCUAAGGUCAUAGUCUACACAGAUCAUUCAGCCAUUAAAUAUCUCCUAAAUAAGAAAGAUGCAAAACCGAGGUUGAUUAGGUGGGUAUUGCUUCUUCAAGAGUUUGACUUAGAGAUAAAAGAUAAAAAAGGGACAGAAAAUGUUGUUGCUGAUCAUUUAUCCCGUUUGGAGCAAGAUAAGUGUGGAGGUUUUGACAAAAGUCUACCUAUUGAUGAUUUUUUUCCAAAUGAACAACUUUUAGAGAUAUCUCAUUGGGUAGUACCAUGGUAUGCAAAUUAUGUGAAUUAUCUUGUGUGUGGUGUAUUACCUCCAGAGAUGAAUCAUCAACAAAAGAAAAAGUUCUUGUGGGAGGUGAAAAACUACUAUUAGGAAGAGCCACUGCUUUACAAAAGAUGUUUUGAUGGGAUUGUGCGACGAUGCUUACCACAAGAUGAGAUAUGUGAUAGGUGCCAAAGAACUGGAAACAUUUCAAGGAGGAAUGAAAUGCCUUUGAACAGUAUACUUGAGAUUGAAAUUUUUGAUGUGUGGGGCAUUGACUUCAUGGGGCCAUUUCCUACGUCUUAUGGGAAUAAAUAUAUCUUAGUUGCUGUAGAUUAUGUUUCUAAAUGGGUUGAGGCAUUAGCAAGUCCAUCCAAUGAUGCUAGGCUUGUGGUGAGGUUCUUAAAGAAAUAUAUCUUCGCAAGAUUUGGGACUCCAAGAGCUAUUAUUAGUGAUGGUGGUUCUCACUUUUGUAAUCACCUAUUUGGGAAAUUAUUAAAGAAAUACGGAGUUACCCAUAAGGUUGCAACUCCAUACCACCCUCAAACUAGCGGGCAAGUUGAGAUUUCUAAUAAGGCAAUCAAGAGCAUACUUGAGAAAACCGUAAGUGCUUCAAGGAAAGAUUGGAGUUUGAGAUUGGAUGAUGCACUUUGGGCAUACCGCACAGCUUUUAAAACUCCCAUUGGUACAUCCCCUUUUCGCCUUAUCUAUGGUAAGUCUUGUCAUCUUCCAGUGGAGCUAGAACAUCGAGCUUAUUGGGCUAUUAAGUUUCUGAACUUUGAUUUAAAGAAAGCCGGUGAAAAACGUCUCCUCCAACUAGAUGAGUUAGAAGAGUUUAGAUUGGAUACCUAUGAGAAUGCCAAAAUAUACAAGGAAAGAACCAAAAGGUGGCAUGAUAAGCAUAUUCUAAAGAAAGACUUCAAAGAAGGUGAUCAAGUGUUGCUUUUCAACUCAAGACUGAAGCUUUUCCCAGGAAAACUUAAGUCAAGGUGGUCCGGUCCUUUUAAAAUCUUAAAGGUAUUUCCUCAUGGAGCCGUUGAGGUGUGGAGUGAAAAUUCUGGAACAUUUAAGGUCAAUGGGCAGAGGCUGAAGCCAUAUUUUGUUGGUGACCAAGUGAAAGUGGAGGCGUCUCAACCCUUGUCCAAUCCCCCAACUUAA
Molecule: messenger RNA, 5316 nt
Organism: Mangifera indica (mango)
Lineage: Eukaryota; Viridiplantae; Streptophyta; Magnoliopsida; Sapindales; Anacardiaceae
Exons: 7
Biological process (GO): DNA integration
Molecular function (GO): nucleic acid binding
Source: RefSeq, a predicted model, not a curated record